GUCAGUUUAAAAAAAAAAGCAUUCCUCAACAAAAUCUGCAUGAAAUAUUUAUAUACUUAGUUCCCCAAAGUCUUGUGUGAAGGAUCAACUCCAGAUGUCUUAUCUGUCUCCUGUCCGUACACCGCUGGUUUAGUGAAUUGUGGAUGAAUAUUUAAUCAGUCUAGUCGCACUGAUUAGGGGCUAUAUAAUCUGAUCAAGGAAUGUGACGCAACAGGCUGUGUCAUUAGAUCUGAUGCUACCAUUAGUGCAAUCAGGCCAUAUGGAGAAAAGGAGAGGGGGGGGUCACGUCUUCCCUCAAAAGAUUUUGCCAUUCCACAUGGUUGGACACAUUCUGGGGUCAUGAAAACUUUGUGGGGGAAACAUGGUCUGGUAUGAGAGUGAGUGGAAGUCUCCAUCUGAGUGAUAAUGAACAAGGCCGCAGUGUGUUUGCCACUGACUUGCUUCUUUGUCUAACGCAGACCUGAACCCCUGCUCUAAUCUGGGUUAUCUGGCCGUAAUCAGCUUAGCCCACUGCUACUCUCGCUGCCCCUGCUGCUCGGUGGGCCCUUUCUGUGGCUGCAGUCUGCCCUCGUCCCCGCUGCAGCUUGUGCUUUCAUCUGUUGAGGGGUGUCCUGGGGCAGACUCGAAGGGAAGUGCAGUUCAAAGGCAGUAGAGCUUGGAGAGCCACAGCACCUCUUUAUUUUAAUUUUAUUUUUUAUCCGGGGUCUCUCCUGUCCUGUCCUGUCCGAGCUGUGGCCAUGGCUGAACGUCAAGAGAUGACUUCAACUGAGGGCACGUCCGCUACCGACGCGUAUCCCAGAAAAAUCCUGCAAUAUAUGGAAGGAUUCCUCGUCUCAAAGACUGUGUUCACGUCCUGCGAGCUGGGUGUGUUUGAUGUGUUGCUGGCUGCAGAGUGCCCCCUGUCUGCAGAGGAGAUCAGCCAGGCAGUCGGGGCCAGUCUGGAUGGAACAGAGCGGCUGCUGGCUGCCUGCACGGGCCUGCAGCUGCUCAACACACACCAGGAGCAUGGACGAGUGCUUUACAGUAACACGGACGAGGCCAGUGUCUACCUGACCCGCUCCGGCCCGUUAUCUCUCUUCCAGUCCAUCCAGUACAGUUCCAGGACCAUCUACUUCUGCUGGCACUACCUGACCGACGCUGUCAGAGAGGGAAGAAACCAGUAUGAAAAGGCUUUUGGAGUGAGCUCUAAGGACCUGUUUGAAGCUCUCUACAGGUGUGACGAGGAGAUGGUGAAAUUCAUGCAAUUGAUGAACUCCAUUUGGAACAUCUGUGGUAAAGACGUGGUCACGGCCUUUGAUCUCUCUCCUUUCAAGCUUAUCUGCGACCUUGGAGGCUGCAGUGGGGCAUUGGCAAAACAGUGCACGUCAGCCUACCCAGAAUGCACUGUGACGAUCUUUGACCUCCCCAAGGUAGUGCGUAUGUCGAGGGAGCACUUUGUCGGCGAGGCCGACCUGAGGAUAAGCUUCCACCAAGGGGACUUCUUCAAAGACCCGCUGCCAGAGGCCGACCUCUACAUCCUUGCCAGAAUCCUCCAUGACUGGACAGAUGAACGCUGCAUAGGGCUACUCAGAAGAAUCUAUGAAGCCUGCAAACCAGGAGGCGGCGUGUUGCUGGUGGAGGCGUUGCUCCACGAGGACGGCUCUGGCCCGUUGACAGUGCAGCUCUACUCCCUCAACAUGCUGGUACAGACGGAGGGCAGGGAGAGGACAGCUGCCCAGUACGCCGCCCUGCUGGCCGCCGCCGGCUUCGCCAACACCCAGCACCGCCUGACGGGGAAGAUCUACGACGCUGUGCUGGGACUCAAGGAGACAUAAGACCUCUACCUCGGCUACUCAUGUAUCAAGAUUUUUUUUCCUUUUUUAAAGAUUUUGCCUUAAGCUUCUACAAAUAAUGAUAAUUUAAAAAAAGCACAAAAAUACUUUUUCACAUUUUAUGAUAAAAAAUGACACCAAUACAAAGCCCUUAUUUUGAUGACUGCUCAUUCCUGGAUACUAUGCUGAACCAUUGUGCAUCAUUUUAUGUAGAAUUUUAACACGAAGAGUGUGAUUAAACAAA
Messenger RNA from Scophthalmus maximus (turbot), 2055 nucleotides. It is a transcript of the gene asmt, whose product is annotated as acetylserotonin O-methyltransferase. The record is from RefSeq and is a predicted model, not a curated record. NCBI's taxonomy places the organism in Eukaryota, Metazoa, Chordata, Actinopteri, Pleuronectiformes, Scophthalmidae. The transcript is spliced from 8 exons. Gene Ontology annotation, biological process: melatonin biosynthetic process; methylation. Bases 738 to 1814 code for a protein of 358 amino acids. Gene Ontology annotation, molecular function: acetylserotonin O-methyltransferase activity.